CGUAAGCGGAAGCCGGAAGUUGAGUCCAUCGAUAGUCCAUUCGGAUGCUAGCGAACGGCUUGAAAUGGGUUUUUGAACGCGAACGGAACACAAUGAGCUCGUAUUUGAUGCUGUUUCUGCUGCUGCUGGACAUUUACUCCAAAUGUGUGAUCGCGUAUCUGAGCUCUCCUCACGUGGGUCAGGAGCCGGUGUACACAGCGCAGCAGAGCCCGGUGAUGAGCAGCUCGGUGGCCCUGACCGCUUCCUCCGCUGCUCCAGUGGUGACCGAUAGCUACCUGUCCAGGUGUCCCAGCGGCGCUCUGUGCUCCAGACUCCCAGCCGACUGCAUCAUCUGCGCAUUUCAUCACAACUGCAGCUACGGCCGGCCGGCCAACUUCACCUGCAGAGCUAAAGCAGGCGUUCACUGUGUGAGCGAGCAGAGUCGGCCGCAGCAGAACUUCACGCUGACGCUGGACUGUCGCUUCUGUUGGCAGCUGGAUCCGUCACAGUACCGCUGCUCGAACUCCACCGGCUGCAUGACGGUGUCCUGUCCACGCAGACUCUAUAACGCCAGCUGUGAAGCUCUGGAGCAUGUGCACUGCCUCGGGAAGCGAGUGUUUCAGAAGCGUCUGUUCUGUAACUGGACAGGAGGAUAUAAGUGGUCCAGGGCUCUGGCCCUCAGCAUCGCUCUGGGCGGCUUCGGAGCGGACCGCUUCUAUCUGGGCCAGUGGAGGGAAGGUCUGGGGAAGCUCUUCAGCUUCGGAGGGCUGGGCAUCUGGACGCUGAUCGACGUGCUGCUGAUCGGUGUGGGAUACGUGGGGCCGGCCGACGGCUCUCUCUACAUCUGAGGGUCCUGCGACUCUUCCAUUCCAUUUCACACGCGUGUGGCGUCCAGACUCCCAUCUGCUCCCGAUGCCUUCCGAGGAAGACUGUGAUGAAGACGCUUUAUGGUUUGGAGUCUGAAACAUGUACAAUAUGUAUCUAAACUCGUCUGUGUAAUAUUACUGCUGUAUGUGUAUAUAUGAGAGUGAGUCUCACGGUUGAUUUCUGAUUAAAACUCACCUGUUUUCACAGAUUCUCGCCUGUGUUUGG
Sinocyclocheilus rhinocerous is the source of this 1071-nucleotide messenger RNA. Its product is annotated as TM2 domain-containing protein 3-like. The transcript has 6 exons. The record is from RefSeq and is a predicted model, not a curated record. Lineage: Eukaryota; Metazoa; Chordata; Actinopteri; Cypriniformes; Cyprinidae. The coding region runs from base 45 to 827 and encodes 260 amino acids.